Ceratitis capitata (Mediterranean fruit fly) is the source of this 1807-nucleotide messenger RNA. RefSeq lists its product as uncharacterized. The record is from RefSeq and is a predicted model, not a curated record. The transcript has 7 exons. Bases 103 to 1677 code for a protein of 524 amino acids. NCBI's taxonomy places the organism in Eukaryota, Metazoa, Arthropoda, Insecta, Diptera, Tephritidae.
AAAGAAAAAGUUAAAUGAGAGUGAAAAGGUGUGGGUCAAACCCAUUGUGAAAUAACAAAUUCUCUGCAAUUUUUUCAUGCAGAGGUCAAUAAAUUGGCUUAAAUGCAUGGCAAAUGCUCAGUCGGCUUGCGAACGUACAUGUUAAAUAUUAGAACUUCAUUAAACAUGUCAACAUUCGGCGCAGAAUUUGAACAGAUAUGGCCAAAAGCCGGGUCUACUGUGAAAUUAAGCGAUUUUGGUAAAAAGUUAUUACAAAAAUGUUUAAAAGUGGAAAAGCCGGAUAUUAAGCAUAUUGACGUUGAAAGUUUCAUCAAGAAAUCGUCCAAUUUUCCUGUGGAGUUCGGUACCAAUACGUGUCGCAUAAUAAGUCAACCCAAGCAGCGUUAUCCGGAAAUUCAAAAACAAAUCGCUUCUGCCUAUCCAGUAAUACAUGAACGCGUUUUGGGAUUGUAUCUGGCAUUUUUGGAACACAAAUGCAAAUACGGCAAUAAACGCGAACUUGAGCUUUACCAAAAUUUAACGCUCACCGAUUUUGUACAACGCCUCCUAGCGAAGCGUUGUGUUAGUUUCUUUGGCAAAAAUGAUAAAUAUCUUUUAUUGUCACGUCAUCGUGGCUGCAGUGGAUUCCUCGAUAUUGGCACAGAUGCCGAAAAACCGCCACUACUACUGCAAGAUGUGCUCUGUUAUGAUGAAAUCAAGCUCUCCGCAUUUCUUUCCGUCUCCUCACACACGGAGUUCCUCAAUGACGGUAAUCGUCAGAAUUGUGGCGUUAUCGAGAAAAAUAAAUCGCUCAUUGAGACGGAUGGUGUCAUAAUCGGUCUAAUUGGUGCACGUCUUGUGCGACGCGAUGUUAUGGAAUUUCAAGACAUCAUAAUUGCCAAGAAACAAAAUACCAAAGAAAAUGGUUAUGGCUUACCCAUCGAAGCUGAGGCUAAUACACAGCCGACUGAUUAUAGACGCGUUUGGAAGGAAUUCUAUGAAGAGCGUGAUUAUUUGUAUGCACAAGUGCAGCGCGACGGCAAACGUUUUGAUAAUGCACGUGCAAAAGAUGAUAUAUUCGAUAAUGUGUUGAUGAAGAAACGUUAUACGAUAUCUUUCGAUACACUGCUGCUGGAGAGUGAAGCACGCGCAGCAGCCGCAGGCAAGCAGGCGUACAUUCAUGUUGUCGGCAUCGGCUUAGGUGUUUGGCGUGCGGCUGAGCAGCAAGAGAAAAUCUUUUUAGAAACUUUUGCGCAACGCCUGAAAGUCUUAUUGCCAAAGCUGACGCAUAUAGGCGUAGUACACUUUUCGUGGUUUAAACUCAACGCAUGGGGCGAUCUGAAACAUGGUGGCAUCAUUAAAAGCGAAACACAUCCCGAUGGCGGUAUACGUACAUUUUUAUCGAAGCGUAAUCCCGCCGAUAAGUUGGUGAGCACGAAUAUGAAAUCACCUGAAUUGGAAAAUAUGCUGCUUAUCGUCUCUUAUGCCUGGGACGGUAAUGCAUUACCUGGCAAUGAGUUUUGGAUGAAAAUGUUAAAAUCCACUGGCGACUCUUCUACGGCAUGCAGUACGCUCAUUACGGAAAUACAUAAUCCUCAUAUCAACACCGAGCUGGUGAAUGGCGCAAACUUGCAUAUUGCAUCAGAACAAUAUGGUAUUUUACAUAUUACGGAUUAUGUCAAGAAAAGUUUAGAAUGAACCGGAGACUACUUGGAAAGGCCUUAACAGUUUUUGGAACGAUUAUGCGAACAUUAGAAAUAAUUGACAAAAAUUGUCACAAAACAAAAAAAAAUUAAAAGAUUUUGUUCUUUUAAAUCCAUACACAUUU